UUCAUCCAGACUGCAGGGGGGACCAGGGUCCCGCUGGGUUUGGCCCAAGAAGCCGGCAGCAUCAGGUCGACCAGAAAUAGGGAGGCUGCUGGGGCACAGGGCUUGCUCCGGGCACAGGCUUGCUCCGGGGCUGAGGUUCUGCACAGGUCUGCGACCCUGUCCUUUCCACACAUUCACUCGGGGGGAUUCUUGGUGGUGAUCUCAGCCAAGGAAAACACGUGUCUCUUUCUGUGCUUACACCACCAGGUCGUCGGUGUGGCCCAGGCCAUCAACAAGAAAUCUGCUAGUGGCGGGACCUUCACAGAGAAGGACGAGAAGGACUUUGCUGCCUACCUGGCGUUCUGCGGCAUCGUGCUUCACAAUGCCCAGCUCUACGAGACUUCGCUCCUGGAGAACAGGAGGAACCAGGUGCUGCUGGACCUGGCCAGCCUGAUUUUUGAGGAGCAGCAGUCACUAGAGGUGAUUCUGAAGAAGAUAGCGGCCACCAUCAUCUCCUUCAUGCAGGUCCAAAGCUGCACCAUCUUCAUAGUGGACGAAGACUGCCCCGACUCCUUUUCUAGCGUGUUUCACAUGGAGUGUGAAGAGGCAGAAUCCUCGGAUACCUUGGCAAGGAGGCCUCCAGCUCGGCUCCAGGCUUCGGAAGCUGGGGGUUGUUGGAGCGCACACUUCAGGCCGCGGCGGCUCGGUCAUAACAGGAGCCCGGACGACGCGCUGCAGACUGAGAUGCUGAAGCGCUGUGGGAGCUGUCUCUUCCACACAUGUGAGCCAGUGACCGCCAGUGACCCCCAAGGCGGGGGUGUUCAGCCAAGGUGCAGGCAGCGAGAUGCUGGCAAAAUCAACUACAUGUACGCUCAGUACGUCAAGAACACCAUGGAGCCGCUCAAUGUCCCCGACGUCAGCAGGGACCAAAGGCUGCCCUGGACGAAGGAAAACACAGGAGCCGUGAGCCAGCAGCACAUUACCAGUUUGCUCUGUACCCCCAUAAAAAAUGGGAAGAAGAAUAAAGUCAUAGGGGUUUGCCAGCUCGUCAACAAGAGGGACGAGAGCACGGGCGAGGCCAGGCCUUUCAGCCGCAGCGACGAGCAGUUCCUCGAGGCCUUUGUCAUCUUCUGUGGCUUGGGCAUCCAGAACACGCAGAUGUACGAGGCGGUGGAGCGGGCCAUGGCCCAGCAGAUGGUCACGUUGGAGGUCCUGUCCUACCAUGCCUCGGCGGCUGAGGAGGAGACCAGGGAGCUGCAGGCCCUGGCGGCUGCCGUGGUGCCAUCAGCCCAGACCCUCAAGAUCACAGACUUCCACUUCAGUGACUUCGAGCUGUCGGACCUGGAGACGGCCCUGUGCACGGUCCGGAUGUUCACUGACCUCCGCCUCGUGCAGCGCUUCCAGAUGAAGCAUGAGGUGCUGUGCAGGUGGGUCCUGAGUGUGAAGAAGAACUACCGGAAGCAUGUGGCCUACCACAACUGGAGGCACGCCUUCAACACUGCCCAGUGCAUGUUCGCUGCCCUGAGAGCCGGCAAGAUCCAGAACAAGCUGACCGACCUGGAGGUCCUGGCGCUGCUGAUCGCCGCGCUGAGCCACGACCUGGAUCACCGCGGCGUGAACAACUCCUACAUACAGCGGACAGAGCACCCGCUGGCCCAGCUGUACUGCCACUCCAUCAUGGAGCACCACCACUUCGACCAGUGCCUGAUGAUCCUCAACAGCCCGGGCAAUCAGAUUCUCAGCGGCCUCUCCGUUGAAGAAUACAAGGCCGCGCUGAAGGUGAUCAAGCAAGCCAUCCUGGCCACAGACCUGGCGCUGUACAUCAAGAGGCGAGGGGAAUUUUUUGAACUCAUAAGAAAGAACCAAUUCAACCUGGAAGACCCUCAUCAGAAGGAGUUGUUUCUAGCAAUGCUGAUGACGGCCUGCGAUCUUUCUGCAAUCACAAAACCCUGGCCCAUCCAGCAACGGAUAGCAGAACUGGUAGCAACUGAAUUUUUUGACCAAGGAGACAGAGAGAGGAAGGAACUCAACAUCGAGCCCACCGAUUUGAUGAACAGGGAGAAGAAGAACAAGAUCCCCAGCAUGCAGGUCGGGUUCAUCGACGCCGUCUGCCUGCAGCUCUACGAGGCCCUGACCCACGUGUCGGAGGACUGCCGGCCCUUGCUGGAGGGCUGCCAGAGGAACAGGCAGAAGUGGCAGGCCCUGGCAGAGCAGCAGGAGAAGACGCUGGUCAACGGGGAGAGCGGCCAGGCCAAGCGGAACUGAGGGGCUGUUGGCGCGGCGUGGAGACUCCGAGGCACCUCUGGGAGCCCCAGCCCACUGUGCGCCGAGCAGACCGUCCACACUUGGCCACUGCUGUGUUCUUGUUUCUGCACGGCUUUCGAGAGCACCAUGACGUGUUUUCAGGGGACGUUUCCACAGGUUCUGGGCAUGUCUGUGCCGCGGGAAGCCCACGGCCAGGUGGGGCUGUGUGUGCUGGGGGGUGUGGGUGCCGCUCUGCCGCUGCUUCCUGCCUGGGUUUAUGAGAACCGGCUCCCGUGGUUGGGAGUCUUGCUUGUCUCAAGAGGCCGGGAGGACAGUGUGUGAGCCCUGGUGGGCCUGCUGGGGGCCAGGUGGGGUUAGGAGGAACAAGGGUCUGCUCAGGUGGAAAGAGUGUGAGGCCGCAUCGCAAGGAAAAUGCAUCCACUGACCUGCUGCUUUGUGAAAGAAUGGGGGUGGGGCUUGGCCAUCCCCCCAGGACCCCCAGCAAGGGCCGCCCGUCUCACCUGCAGGGGUCAGCAGGUCAGCGGAGAAGCCCCAUUCCACCACCAGCCAAACACAUGCCGUGGGAGGUCCUGCUGAGAAGCAGUUUUGAAAUCUGAACUUUUGAAAAUAAUCUUGUCCUCUUCCACGUCCUUCCAAACCACACCUAGAUCCCAACGUGAUUGUUGGAGCGCUGACCUGGAGGGACACCGGGCUCCAGGACGGAGCUCCGUCUCUCUUCCUUCAGUCUGUCAGGUGGACCCUGGAGGAGAGUUGGACUGUGUCGGCAGCAGGGCUCUGAUCCGGAGCUGUGGGCAGAGCUGAGGGAGCAGGAAGGGCGCCUCCGCCCAGUGAGGUCAGGAGCACCGCGGCUGAGAAGCUGCGGUCAGCUCACAAGGCGAGCAGGGCCUGAGCACGAGGCCUGGGCACUGCCCUCGGCCCGCAGUGCGGGUGGCCCUGCAGCUCCCAGUCAGUGCACACCCUCCUGGGGUUUGAGCCCACCUCAGCGUGCCCCUGAGUUCCCGCUGGCCCAGCGUUGGGGGAGUGGACAGUGGAGCAGGUGGCACCCGAGAGGAACUCUGCCCCAUGCGUGCGGAGACCUUUGGAUCUGGGGGGAGCAGGAGGAGAGACUUGGCCUGUCAGCGUCCACCUGCGUUAGUCAGGUUUGCUGUGACCAGAACAGCUGACGAGGACCACAGAAAGGAGCUCCGGGUUCAGUCCGUGGUGACCGCUUCGCUGCCCUGAGCCUGGUAGAGGAGGCACUUAUCUCCCUGCAGCUGGGAAGGGGGCAGGGGCCGUGGUGGAGAAGCACCCUUGGGGCAGCCCCAUGACCCACCUCCUCCACCACACCCCACCCACAGUCGCCCCCAGUGGGUCCCUUCCAGCCAGGGCGGCUCUCACCACCUGGUCUCUUCUCCUCUGCAUGCUCCUGCCCCGACGGGAGCUCUGAGCACCUCCCGUGACCCGCAGCACACCCUCCCACUUUCUUACAGGGAGGGGAAGUGUCUGCUCUGGGUAGCUGUCACUAAGGUGGACAGGAGCCCUGGGUGUGGGUGUGCCGCGGCCUCAAGGUCUUUCAGUGCUCUUGACUCCUGUUCACAUCCUCUAACGCCCUAAAACUCAGCGUGUUCCCCUUAGUGCUGUGCGUGCGUGUGUGUGUGUGUGUGUGUGUGUAUGUGUGAGCCCCCGGCUCUAUUCCUGCCAUUCAAGUCCAGAGAAGAGGCAGGAUAAAGUGUGGCCAUCACUGCACUGUGAGGCGCGUCCAGGGAGCUCUAGCUGGUGUUGCGGACCUGGACCUUCAGAAUGUUUUAUUUCAUGUCACAGGUGAAAUCUAACAUUGCCUCUUGGUGGCACUGGAGUGUGAAUUACACAGACUCACCAGCAAUCGUCGUGUCUGCACACUGAACGCACCUGUGCACGCGUGCAUGAUUCUCUAGGGUAGACUCUCUGACAAGCUUCAUCACACACCUGUUAUGCCAAAAUACAGAGCCGCCCACUCUCGGGCAGUGUGCUCAGGCCCCUCUGGCGUGUGCCGCGAGACAACGCCGAUUCUGCGUGGAGGGUUUGGAUGUGUGUUUCAACAAGAAGGAGAUGCAUUCAGCUUAGGCGUUGGUUUGUUCUUAGAUAGCAGCUUAUUUUGUGUCACUGGUUUGGACCGUGAAGGAAGUUAGGCAGGGCCAGGCUCCAUGUCGCUGCCGACACUGCAGCUCCGAGGCACCCCUGUGUCUGCAGGGCACGUCCUGGCUCCGCGUCCCCACUGGUGGGAACCAGUGGCAGAUGGGGACUGCUGCCUGGGGGCAGGGCACAGAUCAGUUUUUCUUCUGUGAAAGUUUCCUGUCCAGGAUCUUCAGGCUGGAGACAGAAACAGUCCCCCUCACCCCACCCUGUAUUCGUGGUUGCUGGGUUGGUUGGUCACAGCAGAGCAGGGUGAUGCCACUCCGCCUCGGGGUCAGCCGAGCAGUCCCGAGCUUUACUGGCGGGGCCAAGGGUGUCUGUGAAGCUCCUCCCCCUAUUCUCGAGCCCUGGCAUUGCAGGCACCGCCCGCGUGCAUUCAGGGCGCACUUGCCCUGAGCCUGGGGAGGGCAAGGACACAGCCCCCCCGUGCCACAGGCCUCAGCCCACAGGUCCUUCUCACUUGCGUUUCCAAGAUGGAGAAGCCAAGGACGCACUGCUCCCCUGCCGGUCCCCUAAACGCCUCACCUGGGCACAGACCAGCUCCUGGCCACCAUCGGUGGGCGGUCUCCCUGUGAGCGGUGCUGGAGCUGGGGGAGCAGUCUGGAGCCAGGUCCCUGGAGGGAGCUGCGUCCCCAGCUCCUGCCGGUGCAGUGCCUUUCCCUCGGCAGGUGGCACAGGGCACACCUGGCCCAGAGCGGCCCAGGCUCUGGCUCCUGCUGUGUUUCAACAGGACUGAAUCAGACGCAGCGGCCGCCGUCCUCUCCUGCGGCCUGCGGGGGUGGCUCGGAAGGAGGUGUGUCGGGCUGAGCCUGUGCCCGGGUAGGAAGGGACACCACAGGGCCCGUCACUCCUCCCGUGCCCGGGCUUUUCCUCACCCCAGGCCUGCGCAGGGCCCUUCAGUGCGUGUCCUGCGUCCUCGUCCUGUGACAGCCUGGGGAGCAGCCAGGCAAGAGCAGCGUCUGCCCCCGCGCUGGCCAGGCUGUCGCGGCUGUGAACUGGGCAGUGCCGACCUCUGCUCAGGGGGCCCUCCCACACCUCCGAAGGCCCCCGUGGACACGUCCUUGAAUGUAGCCGGAAGCCAUGGGAUCGUAAAACUGUGGAUUGGUCCUGCAGCUUGGGAGAGGAGCCCGAGUCCCACAGCCACUGCCCCUGCCUGUUUGUACCUUAGGCCUUUUCACUAUAUCUGAACAAAUAUAUAGUUUCUGACACUAUUUUUAUACUAGGACGAGGGAGUCACUGUGUACCUCAUGUUUAGCUUUGUAAUCUUGGUCACUGUCCUCUCCCACCCCUGAGCCACCCAGUGGCUCUUCUGUGCCACUCACCACCUCUGGCAGCUGUGAGGCCACCAGCCGGCCAGGGAGGCUCCUGCACUGUGCAGACCCUCCCAUCUGCUUCCUCCAGUUGCCCUGCUUUGCAAAAUAAAGAAUGAACUGGUCCAUGA
Marmota monax (woodchuck) is the source of this 5836-nucleotide messenger RNA. RefSeq names its product cGMP-specific 3',5'-cyclic phosphodiesterase-like. The annotation marks the transcript as partial. The record is from RefSeq and is a predicted model, not a curated record. Gene Ontology annotation, biological process: signal transduction. Gene Ontology annotation, molecular function: 3',5'-cyclic-GMP phosphodiesterase activity; protein binding. The transcript has 19 exons. Lineage: Eukaryota; Metazoa; Chordata; Mammalia; Rodentia; Sciuridae.